CCUGCAAGACCAGUGUAACGGCAGCCGUCUCCCCUCUUCCCUUUCCUCUUCUCUGGUCUCGGUCCUUAAAGCUCACUCACCUCCUCGAGCCAAGUCGCCAUCAAAACCCUCUCACGUCCCAAUCCCUUCACCGUUCCCUCCUCACUUCUCUCGCUCCCAGAUGCUAACGUGCAUCGCCUGCUCGAAGCAGCUCGGCGGCGGCGGCGGCGGUGGCGGUGGUGGAUCACCGCUCCACGAUCCCGACGAUGAUGAAGCCACCGGGGCCGGCACGCCCGGUACCCGCCAGGCCAUCAAAGCCCUUACGUCCCAGAUUAAGGACAUGGCGUUGAGGGCGUCGGGGGCGUACCGGCACUGUAAGCCGUGCUCGGGGGCGGCGGCCGGGGGACGACGCCGCCACCACCACGGGGGCUACGCGGACUCGGAGGCUGCGUCGGAGUCGGAGCGGUUCCACUACGCGUACCGGCGAGCCGGCGGGAGCGCGGCGUCCACGCCGCCGCCGGCUAUGGGCCGAGAGUUGCAGGCGCGGCUCAAGGCACUCUCCAGCGGCGAGAGAGAGCCUUCGGUGAGCGGCCGGACGGAGGCCUCGUUGGAGGCGGCGUCGGCGUUUCUGGAGGACGGCGACGAGGAGGAGCCCAAGGAGUGGGUGGCCCAGGUCGAGCCCGGGGUCCUGAUCACCUUCCUCUCGCUCCCCCAGGGAGGCAACGACCUCAAGAGGAUCCGUUUCAGCCGAGAGAUGUUUAACAAGUGGCAAGCCCAGAGGUGGUGGGCAGAAAACUAUGACAAGGUCAUGGAGCUCUACAAUGUCCAGAGAUUCAAUCGGCACGCCAUGCCUCUUCCCACCCCACCAAGGUCCGAGGAUGAGAGCUCGAAGGAGGACAGCCCAGUGACGCCACCUCUCAGCAAAGAGCGGCUCCCUCGCAACUUCCAGAGGCCAUUGAUUGGUGGUGGUGGUGGUGGUGGUGGGAUGGGGUACUCAUCUUCUGAUUCAUUAGAGCAACAUCCAAGCUACAGAGCCCAUGGCCAUCACCAUCCGCACCAUCUGCGCCACUAUUAUGAUUCCGGGGGCCUCACUUCAACCCCAAAGUUGUCAAGCAUCAGUGGUGCAAAGACAGAAACAUCUUCGAUGGAUGCUUCAGUGAGGACAAGCUCAUCACCUGAGGUGGACCGCUCUGGGGAACUCUCAGCAUCAGUUAGCAAUGCUAGUGAUCUAGAGAGGGAAUGGGUGGAAGAGGAUGAACCCGGUGUCUACAUCACUAUUCGCGAAUUACCUGGAGGUAUCAGGGAACUCCGUCGUGUGAGAUUCAGUCGGGAGAGGUUUGGAGAGAUGCACGCAAGGUUGUGGUGGGAGGAGAACCGCAGCAGGAUACAGGAGCAAUAUCUUUGAUAAGCAAACAAACAUUAGUGUUCUAGCUAUUUCUUUUACAGCAUUGAGGUUUCUUGGGUGUUCAUCUUCUUCAUGCACUUGGCUAAAAAGCUGGACUUCCUCUUUCAUCAUAUCCACAACAACCAACAAUGAUUAGUUGCCUUCCUCCAAUCUUCAUGAGACUUAAUGUCGCAUUAACAUGACACUGCUUACUUGAGCCUAUCGUUUCACACCACCGUUGGCCCUUUACUUGUAGUUUCAUUCACCCUUGCCACAGGAAGAUGCUACUUUUCAGCUGUGUUACUUGUACAAGGAAGAUGUUCAUAUACUCAUGCUAUUUCACUUGAUUUCUUCUCUGAUAUUACGAAGCCCUGCUUUGAGCUCAA
Musa acuminata AAA Group (dessert banana) is the source of this 1749-nucleotide messenger RNA. Its product is annotated as protein Brevis radix-like 1. NCBI's taxonomy places the organism in Eukaryota, Viridiplantae, Streptophyta, Magnoliopsida, Zingiberales, Musaceae. The record is from RefSeq and is a predicted model, not a curated record. The transcript has 5 exons. The coding region runs from base 161 to 1384 and encodes 407 amino acids.